This is a messenger RNA of Boleophthalmus pectinirostris (great blue-spotted mudskipper), 907 nucleotides long. RefSeq names its product putative methyltransferase DDB_G0268948. Gene Ontology annotation, molecular function: S-adenosylmethionine-dependent methyltransferase activity. The record is from RefSeq and is a predicted model, not a curated record. Lineage: Eukaryota; Metazoa; Chordata; Actinopteri; Gobiiformes; Gobiidae.
AACUUUAGUUCACGACCCAUUUGGCACGAGCUCGCCACAGUUUGUUAGAGGAGGAGUCCGGCUGUUUUAAGUGCACUCUGUCACACUGGGCACUCACAGCACCAACAUGGCCGUGCGACUGUUCGAGGACCAGGAUCAUGCUGCAGACUACCUCAAAUACAGAGUCACCCCCAACGAAGUGGUGAGCCACAUCAUGGAGCUGCUCAGGAAAAGGAUGGCGCUGCCCGCUAAACUAGCCGUAGACGUGGGCUGUGGGUCGGGUCAGGGCACCGUUCUCCUGGCGCCGUAUUUCAACCAGGUCGUUGGCACGGACAUAAGCCCCGCCCAGCUCCAGUACGCACGCAAGUGUGACAACGUUACAUACAAGCAGUGUCCAGCAGAGGAACUCCCCUUUGAGAGCGGCUCAGUGGACCUGGUGACCUCCAUGACGGCUGCGCAUUGGUUCGACCGGCCACGCUUCCUGCAGGAGGGGCGUGUGCUGAGGGGCGGGGGCUGUGUGGCUCUGCUCUCCUACACCCUGAACAUGCACCUGGAGAGUGGAGACCUCACCGACAAACUCAAACCAGUCUGCAUGGAGUUUUACGCCGAUCUGCUCUCAUACCGAGACCCUCACAUUGGCUCCAGUUCUAUGCAGCUCUACAAAGACAUGUUCAACCUCUGGCCCCAUCCGGACAAAGAAUGGCACGAAGUUCUGGAGGUGAGGAGAGCCACCACUGUGAACGGCUACAUCGGCUUGGUGGAAACUUUUAGUUCGUAUCAGAAAUGCAAAAAAGAGAAUCCCCAAAAAGCCCAAGAAAUGUCCAACCGUAUACGCAACAAGUUACUGGAUGUUUUGCAAGUAUCCUCUCCUGAAACUGAAGUUACCGUGGUUAUCAAGUAUUUCUACUGGGUCGGGUGCAAACCUUGA